Molecule: messenger RNA, 2062 nt
Organism: Xylaria bambusicola
Lineage: Eukaryota; Fungi; Ascomycota; Sordariomycetes; Xylariales; Xylariaceae
Product: fungal-specific transcription factor domain-containing protein
Exons: 2
Coding region: 160-1914 (584 amino acids)
Biological process (GO): positive regulation of transcription by RNA polymerase II
Cellular component (GO): nucleus
Molecular function (GO): transcription cis-regulatory region binding; zinc ion binding; DNA-binding transcription factor activity, RNA polymerase II-specific
Source: RefSeq, a predicted model, not a curated record
CUCGUCGCUACUGAGCAAGGAGGAAGGGUGUUAGUGGAGAUCGCCGAUUUUCUACGCUAACCUUUACCUGGCAGCGUAUUUGUAAUCCGAAGCGCGCUCUUGAGGGUCAAUUGGACCGGCAGUUACCUCAACUAUACUCAUACCUAGAGCAUCGGGGAAAUGGCAACGGACGCGCCCCCUCGGAAAAUAAACAAAUACAGAAGUUCCAGCGGUUGUUGGACUUGUCGACUGCGGCGAAAGAAAUGCGACGAGCAGCAUCCUGUAUGCGACUGCUGCGAUGCACUCAACCUAACUUGCCACUAUGGCGAUGAGAAGCCGGACUGGAUGGACGGUGGCGCGAAACAAGAGGAGAUGGCCGAGUUCCUACGACGCAAGGUCAAGGAGAGGGGUCAUCGCCGCUUUGGAAAUCGUCACCACUCCGAAACUGCCGGAUCCAUCGGGUCCACGCCAGCCCCAAAUCAGACUGCGCCGCAAGCAUCAAAUGCUCGAGAUACUAAUACUUCUACCGAUGGACGACUGACGGAACCAUGUGCCCUUGCGCUCAGGGCUGUCAAGCCGCGGCGGGUGGACUGCAAGCCCGCGCCACGGGGUCAGAAUUCAACGUCCGGUCAGCCCGACGACUCUCUUCUUACCAUGUUCUACAUCGAUCAUGUGUUCCCCUUCUUGUUCCCGUUUUACCAGCCCUCGUUGCUACAAGGUGGUAGAGCCUGGCUCUUAGAGAUGAUGAUGAAAAGCCCGGUGGUUCGUCGGGCCGCACUCUGCCAGAGUUCCUACUUCUUCUCGCUAUCGCGGGGAGGGCCAAAUUGGGAGACGGUGCUCGCGCAAACGAAGGAGGCCUUUGAACUCCUGCAACAAGCACUGCAAGUCAUCAGCGGCUCGGAUAUCACCGAACAUCUACACGGUGCUGCGAGAGUCAUGGCAAGCAUUAUGCAGGUGCAACGAUUUGAGAUCGCUGUGUUGAGCUUCGACAACUGCCAAGCGCACCUGAGAGGCGCCCUAGCACUUUUUAGGCAGCUUCUCGAUAGCGCUAGAAGUAUCGAAUCGCUGGGAUUCAACUCGAGUUUUGAGGCAGCCAUGCAUAGUGUAGGGCCGCAAUCGUGGAGUGAGGCUCUAUACGGUCAUCUUCCAAGCGCGGAACAAGCUGCCUUCCACUUCUCAUCUACCUUGUUGAUAUUUGACGACAUAGUCGCCAGCACGGUACUCCAGGAACAGCCCCAACUCUACGAGUACCAUCACAGCCUGCUGGUGGAAAAUAUCCAAGGUACGGGUCCAGUCAUUGAUCUCGAGUCUGUUGUGGGCUGUCAGAAUUGGGUUUUGGUACAGAUAGGUGAGAUUGCCGUGCUUGAUGCAUGGAAGCAGCGCUGCAAGCGCGGCGGAACUCUGGAUGUGAUGGAAUCGGUUCGUCGUGCUACAUGUAUCAAGAGCUCUUUGGAAACUGGCCUCACCCGGCUCCAAACAAGCACGGUAGCCAACUCCGAGAACAGCAAUGCUAUAUUCGAUAUUUUUGCAGAAAAUAGUACUGCUUCCCAGAAGCCCCUAGUCACCCUCGCUUGGGCUUAUUCAGCACUCAUUUACUUAUCGGUCGUUGUAUCUGGCUGGCAGCCUGCUAGCGUCGAGAUACGUCAUCUGGUGAGACUCAUCGUGGAGGAAUCAGUGUGCCAGGUAUCGCCACCAGCGUUGUUGAGGACCAUGGUAUGGCCUAUUUGUGUAGCGGGUUGCCUAGCCGAACCGGAACUAGCGAUACAGCUGCGCGAGAUAAUAGAGUCUCUCCAGCCGCCAAGCGUUUUCGGUACCUUACGCAAAGCUCUCAAAGUGAUGGAGGCCGUAUGGCGCAAUGAUAAUGCCGAAAAUCUUGAUGGCCAUGAUCUCGCCACGUGCUUUCGAUAUCAAGGUGACCUCGUACUACUCGUGUGAGAGAGUAAAAUAUAAUCAAUGAUUACAUUGGUUUAUCAACUGCACACCGAUAUCUCGAUUACGGUCUAUCUGUCUAGAAUUGAACAUAGCCUUUUCCUUUGACAAAGGUGGCAUUCCAUGGUACCUUGCCUUCGUGCUUAACCAACUC